Corylus avellana is the source of this 738-nucleotide messenger RNA. NCBI's taxonomy places the organism in Eukaryota, Viridiplantae, Streptophyta, Magnoliopsida, Fagales, Betulaceae. The record is from RefSeq and is a predicted model, not a curated record.
UACACCUCCAGAAAUUUCAAGAAGCUACUUUCUCUUCCUCCUUCCAAUAUAUAUACACCAACAUCGAUCAACAACUACCAGCAAACAAGAUCUAUUGAAGAAAACUAGUAAUAUAAGAUGUCACUAUUUCAAUCCCUCUUGGAUCAGCGAAACUUUCUCGAUCCUUUCCGAGGCUUCUUCUUCGAAAGCUCGGAUACCCGGAUGGACUGGAAGGAAACCCCUCACGUCCACAUCUUUGAGAUUGAUCUUCCGGGUGUUGCGAAAGAGGACGUGAAGCUUCAAGUGCAUGACGACAGAGUGAUUCAUAUUAGUGGGGAGAGGAAAGAUUUGCCGGACGACGACAAGGCCGACAAGUGGCACUGCAAGGAGAGAGGUCGUGGCAGCUUCUCGAGGCAGUUCCGUUUGCCGGAAAAUGCAAAGGUCGACGAAAUUAAGGCUUCAAUGCGUGAUGGGGUGCUUACUGUAACUGUCCCUAAAGAUGAGACCAAAAAGAAGCAUCAACAGCAUAAGGCGGUUGAGAUUUCCGGAGAUGAUGAAGGACAUGGGGAUGGGGAUCCUCCUAAAGGACUUGGUCGUUUUAUUUGCUUCAAAGCUUAAAUAUUUAUGCAGUCGUCAAAACUGCUGCCUUUGUGGAUUGGUUCAUGUCAUUUUCUUUCCAAUAAUCUGGAGUGAUUUUAUCUUGCUUAAUUCUUGUAAAUGUGGAUAUAUAUAUAUUUUUUUGUCUUUUGUCUUUUUUUU